Messenger RNA from Auanema sp. JU1783, 906 nucleotides. The record is from the annotation of a GenBank genome assembly. Lineage: Eukaryota; Metazoa; Nematoda; Chromadorea; Rhabditida; Rhabditidae.
AUGGGCUCCGGGGAGAAGCCUAAGGUUCAUUAUGUGCCAAAGAUUCUGAAUGGCGGUAUCGCUGGAAUUGUCGGAGUCACGUGUGUGUUUCCUUUGGAUCUUAUAAAAACUCGCCUUCAAAACCAAAAGGGAACAUCAUCAUAUAAUGGGAUAAAAGAUUGUUUCGCUAAAACAUUGGCGAACGCUGGUGCUUCACGGAGCAAUCAAAUAAGAGCUUUCUACCAAGGAGCCUCUGUCAACAUUCUGCUCAUCACCCCGGAAAAAGCUAUCAAGCUUGUAGCCAACGAUUUCUUCCGUAAUAUCCUCAAAAAGGGAGAUGAAAAACUUUCUUUGUUCAGAGGAAUCGUUGCCGGAGCUAGUGCAGGAACUUGUCAGGUUAUCAUCACAACACCUAUGGAACUUCUUAAGAUUCAAAUGCAACAAUCAACUAAAAGGCAAAGUUUGGUCACAGUCGUCAGUUCCUUUUUGCGCGAGAAAGGUUUGGCAGGAUUGUAUACAGGCUUGGGACCCACCUUAGCUAGAGAUGUUACUUUCUCUGCCAUUUACUUCCCACUUUUCGCAAGUCUCGAUGCUUUGGGACCGAGAAAGAGCGACAAUUCGGGAGAUGCCGUUUUCUGGGCUAGCUUUUUGUCAGGUUUGACUUCUGGAGCCAUGGCUUCCUUCGCAGUUACUCCACUCGACGUAGUGAAAACUCGAUGCCAAUAUGUUGGCGAAGGAGCUACGCCAUACAAGAGCAUGUCUGAAGCAUUUGUGUCUAUUCUGGGUAAAGAAGGACCUAAAGCGCUAUUCAAAGGAGCUGCCUGUCGUAUGAUGGUGAUGGCCCCACUGUUUGGAAUAGCUCAAACAGUCUACUACGUAGGAGUAGCUGAGAAGCUUUUAGGCUACGAGAAAUCGCAAAGAGUAUAG